This is a messenger RNA of Anoplopoma fimbria (sablefish), 1619 nucleotides long. RefSeq names its product pyridoxal kinase-like. The record is from RefSeq and is a predicted model, not a curated record. Gene Ontology annotation, molecular function: pyridoxal kinase activity. Gene Ontology annotation, biological process: pyridoxal 5'-phosphate salvage. NCBI's taxonomy places the organism in Eukaryota, Metazoa, Chordata, Actinopteri, Perciformes, Anoplopomatidae. Gene Ontology annotation, cellular component: cytosol. Bases 167 to 1102 code for a protein of 311 amino acids. The transcript has 11 exons.
UGUCAGUAGCAGCAGCGCCGCUUCUGCCCUUCAAUACUCGAGUUGUUCCUCACACUCUCACAGCGUGUCAGACCCUGUACACGUUUUUUAAUGCAGCUUUAAUAUCCAUCACGUCUGUUUUGCUCUGCUCGGGGUUUUGAAAACACACGUGUAGUUCAUCGCAGGUAUGGAGUGUCGUGUGUUGUCCAUUCAGAGCCAUGUAGUCAGAGGAUACGUCGGGAACAAGUCUGCAACCUUCCCUCUGCAGGUGCUGGGCUUUGAAGUGGACUCUAUCAACUCUGUGCAGUUCUCCAAUCACACAGGCUACGCCCAUUGGAAAGGGCAGGUGCUGACAGCAGAAGAGCUAAAUGUGCUGUAUGAGGGCAUCAAGCUCAAUAAAGUGAACCGCUAUGACUACAUCCUCACAGGUUACAGCAGAGACACGUCCUUCCUGGAGACGGUGGUUGACAUUAUUCAGGAGCUGAAGAAGGCCAAUCCCAGCUUGGUUUAUGUUUGUGAUCCUGUUAUGGGAGACCACGGUGCUAUGUAUGUUCCAGAGUAUCUGCUGCCGGUCUACAAGGACAAAGUAGUGCCUUUGGCCGACAUCCUCACCCCCAACCAGUUUGAAGCAGAGCUAUUAACUGGGAGGAAAAUCCGCACAGAGGAAGAUGCUGUUGAGGUGAUGGACUUGCUUCAUAAAAUGGGUCCAGAGACCGUGGUCCUCACCAGCACAGACCUGCCCUCCACACGUGGGGACCAGUUCCUGGUGGCCCUCGGGAGCCAAAACAUAGUGAAAGCCGAUGGGACGAAAACCAGUCAGAAAAUCUGCAUGGACAUCCCCAAAGUGGACGCUGUAUUUGUGGGGACAGGAGACCUGUUUGCUGCCCUGUUGCUAGCCUGGACCCACCAUCAUCCUAAAGACCUGAAGGCUGCCUGUGAGAAGACUGUUUCCAUCAUGCACCAUGUCAUUAAAAGGACCAUAACGUAUGCCAAUGAGAUGGCCGGCCCUGGGAAUAGGCCCAGUCCUGCACAACUGGAGCUGAGGAUGGUUCAGAGCAAAGCCGACAUUGAGAAUCCUGUCGUUGUAGUGGAAGCCAAGAUUUCACAAAAGUCUUCACGCUGAAGACCGUAACGUUAACCGUGGACAUUAACAUCUAGUUGGUACAAAUAGACUUCAAAUCUGGGCGGGCUGUCAGACACAUGUAGGAUUUUCACAUCAAAGACGGUCUCGUGUCUCUGCCUUACAGAAUCUCGGAGGAAGCUGUAAUGGCAAAUUUUAGGUUUUAGUUAUACUCUGUGAAUAACACUUUUGUGUUUUGAAGUGAUUCUGAAGGAUGUAUGUCCUCAGGCCAGGUGCAGGGUGGUAAAGACCUCGGUACAAAAGGUGGACUUGUUCCCCCUCUGACCUUCACGCUCCCCUCCCUAACCUACUCCUUAUCAGUAGACAUACUAAAUCAGAACAGUCUGCAGACACUGAAUUAUAGCCUUGACCACCCCUGUCUUGUUUUAUCCUUAUAUUCAGGGUGUGAAGCCUUUUCUUUUCAGUGCAUUACUUUGCGAGCUUGCCAGUGCAUACUUUGUUGUGCUCUGUGUGAUCCUGUAAACUUCUGCCUCUUUCUAAUUAGAAAUAAAAUACUACA